Messenger RNA from Larimichthys crocea (large yellow croaker), 1496 nucleotides. RefSeq names its product sperm acrosome-associated protein 5-like. The transcript is spliced from 11 exons. The record is from RefSeq and is a predicted model, not a curated record. Gene Ontology annotation, molecular function: lysozyme activity. Lineage: Eukaryota; Metazoa; Chordata; Actinopteri; Sciaenidae. The coding region runs from base 595 to 1401 and encodes 268 amino acids.
GUCAGCCUGGAAGGAAACGGAGGCAGAGAAAGGAGAGAAGGAAGAGAAAAAAAACAGAGCAGAGAUAAUAAUAAGAAGAGAAGAUACACUAAUAUAGAAAAUAGGAGAGGAAGGAACACUGGUGAGGAAAUAAAGUGGAGCAGAUUCAAGAGCAGCUGGGUGAUCCAGUCUCUCAGGUUACCUUCUCUAAAUAAGACAACUGGCCCCAGGUCAGCAGUUAGGAGUGACGGCCUUCUCGUCUGCAGGAAACUCUCAUACUGCAUCUGUGGUACGUCUUUGCACCUGAUCUUCUCGUUCUUGCCUCGUCAGCGAUGGCAGGAUCAGGUGUUGCUCUCAGGCUGCAUGAGUUCAGAGAGACUCAGGACUCCAGACAGCUUGAUGGACCAACCACACUGACACCAAAACCAUCACGUCUCGGGAGAGAUAUAUAUGGAUUAUAUCCAGGACAGUUGGGUAGAGUCCAUAUUGUCCACUCAAAGAAUCAUGGGUUUUACAAGAGCCCACUCAUACCAAAGGUCACACCCUCGAUCUGGUUCUUCAUCACAGUCUCAACCCAGACAACCUCACCACGAAGGACAUCUCUAAGGUGUUGACAUGAAGUUGGGGCUGCUUGUGGUGUUGGUUGUAGAAGUUCUGGUGCCCAGUCUGUCUGAGAGUCAGAUCAUCUCCAAAUGCGAGCUGAAAGAAAAGCUUGGGGAAUCGAUAGAGGUGUAUCUGGAGGCUUCGGAGAUUCAAGGAAAGAAUUGUGAAGAUAGGUAUGUUUUUCAGAGACUUGAAGACAAGAUGAGUGUACUUGUGGUGUGCCUCCUGGCAGUGCUGGGCUGCAGUGUGGCUGAAGGGGCAACUGUGUCCAAAUGUGACCUGAAGCAGAAGCUGACAGACAAGCUUCGUGAUCAGGCAGAAGACAUAGCAUAUGACGUGGAUAAAUUAGUCGCUAAGAUUGUCUGUCACGUGGAGUAUGCAGCGGGUUUUAACACCAGUGCAGUAAAUGACCUGACCAUCGCCUCAGAACACACUCGGAGGAAGAGGAGCGACUCUGGCCUCUUUGGCCUUGCCGAGUAUGAACCCGUUCCAACCACAGCCCAUCCCCGGAACCGAAGGCAUGCCAAUGAGGCUUCAUCAGAGACUAUCUGGACACUGUAUGGUCUUUUCCAGCUCAGCAAUCACCUGGUUUGUAAAGAUAGCACAACUGAGACGCACAACAUCUGUGGUAUGGACUGCAGUGAAUUGGUUGAUGACAAGAUAGAAGAUGACCUCGACUGCGUGUUGACGCUCUUUAAGCUUCUUGUUGAACAGGGUUUCUCAGGCCCCAGUCACUUAACAGCCAUGAUCAAACUCAUCUUUCAGGACGAGUGCAUAAAUGUAAAACCCUCUGAGUACUUCAAGGAAUGUGCAGUCUGAAUUCUUUCAGUACAAUAAUUAUCACUGGAAAUAUAAACCUUCUUAAAAAUGAGUGACCAGUGAUUUAUGACAAUAAUAAAGCAAAGCAUGUUGCA